Penicillium cosmopolitanum is the source of this 1074-nucleotide messenger RNA. Its product is annotated as short chain dehydrogenase/reductase family protein. Gene Ontology annotation, molecular function: oxidoreductase activity, acting on the CH-OH group of donors, NAD or NADP as acceptor. The coding region runs from base 1 to 1074 and encodes 357 amino acids. NCBI's taxonomy places the organism in Eukaryota, Fungi, Ascomycota, Eurotiomycetes, Eurotiales, Aspergillaceae. The record is from RefSeq and is a predicted model, not a curated record. The transcript has 5 exons.
AUGAGCAACUCAAGUAUUUUCCCCCGUGAGGGUCUUUACAUCGACCCGAUUAUAGGGGGCCUACGAAAAACUCUCCUUCAUCCGGUGGUAACGUCGAUAUUUCUCUAUCUAGUGCAGACAGGCAGAUUGAGCACCCUUAUUCCAUACGAAAGGCUGGUUCAAUUGACUGCAGCGGCCAGCAUCACCCUUUGGCUCAAUGAAUGGUUGAACGUCAAAAGUCGGAAUAACUGGGUGAUAGAUGAUACAUGGGACUGGAAGAAGGAGGUGGUGGUGGUGACUGGCGGAAGCGGUGGAAUUGGUGCGGGAAUUUCUCAACGUCUUGCUGCUCUGGGGGCAAAGGUGAUCGUGUUGGAUAUAAUCCCUUUGACAUUUGAGCCCGGAACAAAACGCAUCAUGUACCGCAAGUGUGAUCUGAGUGACGAAAUGGAAAUUGCGAAUGUUUGCAAAGAGAUUAGAACGGAGGUGGGACAUCCAACUGUCUUAGUGAAUAAUGCUGGCUUGUCACGCGGUCGAACUGUCGUCGAGGGGACGUAUAGCGACAACAUCAUCACGCUGAAGACCAACUUACUAGCGCCAUUUUUACUCUCGAAGGAAUUUCUCCCGAACAUGAUUCAACGAAACCACGGACACGUUGUCAAUAUAGCUUCUAUGAGCGCAUAUAUACCACCUCCGGGGAUUGCUGACUAUGCGGCAUCAAAAGCAGGGUUGAUCGCGUUUCACGAGUGCCUGGCCCAAGAGCUACAAGUGCUGAAUGCACCAAAAGUUCGAACUUCUCUUGCAGUGCUGAGCUUCACAAAAACGCCGUUAUUUAAGGGAGAGACGAAUCAGUCCCGAUUCCUGAUGCCUCUUUUGCACGUUGAAACUGUAGUCGACGCCAUCGUUGAAGCACUUGACAGUGGUCUAGGCAAAACUAUUUUCCUUCCAGGCAUAUUUAGAUUUUUUGCAGGCUUGAGCGUUCAGCGAGGAGCCCCAGAUUGGUUCCAGAAUUUGAUCCGCGGAGGCACCAGGUCCCUGAAUGUGGAGUUCAAAGGUCGACAGAAAAUUGAUCCAAAUUCUGGAAGACUUGUUGGUUAA